Messenger RNA from Hypanus sabinus (Atlantic stingray), 1572 nucleotides. RefSeq lists its product as uncharacterized. Lineage: Eukaryota; Metazoa; Chordata; Chondrichthyes; Myliobatiformes; Dasyatidae. Gene Ontology annotation, molecular function: G protein-coupled receptor activity. The record is from RefSeq and is a predicted model, not a curated record. Gene Ontology annotation, cellular component: membrane. Gene Ontology annotation, biological process: G protein-coupled receptor signaling pathway. The coding region runs from base 61 to 1572 and encodes 503 amino acids. The transcript is spliced from 5 exons.
AGGACAGAGAUCCGCAGCGGCACCAAGAGGGGGAGUAAGAACAGACUGUCUGGUUCUGUCAUGGAUCACACACCGGGAGGGACAGCUUGGAAUAUAACAAGAAAUGAGAAAAAUACCUUCUGGAUGGUUCCAUAUAUUUUGGCAGAGGAUGAUUGGCUAACGGUAGAUUAUCGAAUGAUGAGUGUGUUUAUCACCAUUCAAGUGAUUUUCUUCCCCGUCCUCGCUAUCAUUGCUCUUCCCGUGAACACGGUGACCAUAUUCAUCCUGUCUCGUGGUAAGUGCGGCCUCUCCAGAGUUGUCACUUGCUACCUGGUUGCCAUGGCAGUGGCGGAUAUUCUGGUCCUUAUCCUGGACCUGAUAUUGAGCAAGAUUCCACUUAUGUACACGCCAUACCUCGUUUUCGUCCUAUCAAUGCCCAAGGUGUGUAAUAUCCAGGCUGCUCUGAUUUACACCGUCACAGACUGUUCGGUCUGGUUCACCGUUACGUUCACCUUUGAUCGGUUUGUCGCCAUUUGUUGCCAGAAGCUGAAAACAAAAUAUUGCACCGGGAAAACUGCGGGUGUUGUUUUGGGGACAGUGACUGCGAUCAGCUGUUUGAAGAAUAUUUACUGGUAUUUGCGGCUCUCAGAGAUAUACACAUGGUCAAUCAAUCCAUUCAUUUGUAAAAAGAGAGAUUAUUAUUUGAAUUUCACUUCUGAGGUUGACUUAUUCUAUUACUUCCUCACCCCUGUAUUCCCAUUUCUGCUGGUUCUAGUAACGAAUGUUUUCACCGUCAGGCAUGUCUUGGUUACGAGCAGAACUCGCAGGAGACUCAGGGUUCCCGGAAACGGACAGAGUGUCAGAGACCCGGAGAUGGAGAAACGCAGGAAAUCCCUCGUUUUAUUGCUGAUCGUCUCCGGCAAUUUCAUCCUGCUGUGGGCACCUUUCACUGUGUUCUCUGCGUGGGAUCGGAUAUGCGAUCUUACCAAUUUCGUGCUUCCGCCCGAAUCUCUGCGAGAACUUGGCAUCAUUUUGCAGCUUCUGAGCUGUUUGACUGGAAAACCCAAAUUUCCCGGAAUACCUGACGCCGAGUUCCUCUUCUUGGAUGCUCCAAAAGACCACGAAGAGGAGUCAUGCUUACCAGAUGGGAUGCGGCAGAAGCCCUCGGUUAAACAGGUGAACGGGAUGGCAGUGAUUGUCAGGAAGACUUCUGAGAGGAACGGCAGACUCAGGAGGGGGAUGCCUUUGGCACCUCUGUUUCUGGUUACGGAAAUGUCUAACGUCUCUCACUCCCCACGUCUCCGGAUAACCGAGGAUACCCUGUUCAGCGAAAGGUCCCGGCAACCGGUUCCUACAGAGCAGGACGACAUUCGGUAUCAUCUGUGGAAGCUGAAGGAAGCCGGCAUCAUCAGUAAGUACAAAAGCGCCUCUGCGUUCGCAUUAACAGUGGCCAGGAAGAAGAACCGGAAGUUAUUAGGCCCGGUGGAAUUGUUACUGCUGACAAGAGAAGAGGCAAAGAUGGACCACUGGCACCUCAAAACCAUUUACUUCGGGAAAAUGCGGCUUGUCAGCCUUGGGCAGCAGCCCGCCUAG